CGUAGUGUAUGACUGUCAUUUUCCCAAGCGCCAGUGAUUUGUAUUGUUUCUAUUUCCUCGUAAUUUAAAUUUAUCAAUAUUAAUUAUGUCUCUUGGGGUGGAAUAUGAAAAAGCCGAUUCACGGAACAUUCCACUGAUUAAUGAAACCAUGAUAGCUAGAUUCUUCACAACAAACGCGAGUUUCGCAAGUUCCGAAAUGAAGCAAAUAAAAGUGCAAAGAUCGGGAAGAAAAGCGUAUGGAGACUUUGCCGUAGGAUAUGUGAAAUUACGACGAUUCGGCUCAAAGUGUGACGUAAGAGCUAAUGUUACUUCUGAGCAUCGCAUUAACCAUCGACCGUACGAGGUUUCGCUUAUUAUUGACGAGCAUAAUAAUAUUGUUGAACAAUUUAUGUGUCAAUGCGAGGCAAAUGAGGGGGGAUGCAAGCACGUUUCAGUGUUCCUGUUUUGGCUUUUUCGACGAAAUGAGUUACCCGCAUCAACUGAUGUAGAAUGUUAUUGGAAAAUGGCUCCAAUGACAGAGGCAGCUCGAAGAAAAGGGGUGGUCUGGGCAGCAGAAAUGGAGACUGCAAAAGCACGAAAAAAUACACACGAUAGCUCGAGUGACUCAAGCGUUAGUCACUCACCUAAUCAACAUCGCAAGCUGGAUCCAACGAUCAAAGCAAACAUUUCGAUUAGGUUUGCGCUUAGCCAAGCAACUAAUGAACCAUUUGGAAUGCUAAAAUAUUUGCUUCCAUACGACCCGCACAAGCUGUUAUCGGUCGAUAGACUAUUCAUAUGCUUCAAACAAUCACAGCCAACAUCCUACAGUAUGGAAAAGUUUUUUGAAUUCUGUCACGCAAAAAUGACGACGGAUUUACUUGAUUCUAUCAGUUCUAAAACCGUAAACCAACAUACAAACGCUGAUUGGUAUACUUACCGCAUCGCUCGCAUAACUGCAUCAGUAUGUUAUGAAGCAUCGAGAUGUACAACCUACGAUGGAUCUCUUAAAGAACGAAUUAUGGGUUUCAACACCCCAUUUGAGUCGAUCCAAAUGAAGCGGGGCAAAGUCAUGGAGAAACGUGUUUUGAAGGUUGUGCAGAACCAAUAUGGAAAAAUAGAGAGAAGUGGGUUGUAUUUGGCAGCCGAUCAUCCACAUUUAGGAGCAACUCCUGAUGGUAUCCAAAGCGAGAGAGUUUUUGAGGUGAAAUGCCCUUCUUCAAUGAAAAGAGUUGGUGACUACAUUUCGGAGUCCGGUAAUGUUUGUGCCAAGUGGAUUGCGCAAAUGCAUCUUCAAAUGCAUUUGACUGGAAGGAAAAAAAGCCAUUUUCUGUGUAGCAGUACCAUCUUUUGAAAAAAACGAAAUAAUUGAAAAUGUAAUGAUCAAAGAGGUUACUUACAAUGAAAAAUACUGCUUAAACCUUAUAAGCCAGUUGAAUCUAUUCUGGGAAAAGGCAAUUUACUCUUCGAUUAAAAACCAGUAUUUAUUUGAAUUUAAGUAAAGUAAAUUGUAAU
Messenger RNA from Topomyia yanbarensis, 1491 nucleotides. RefSeq lists its product as uncharacterized. The record is from RefSeq and is a predicted model, not a curated record. The transcript is spliced from 3 exons. Lineage: Eukaryota; Metazoa; Arthropoda; Insecta; Diptera; Culicidae. The coding region runs from base 86 to 1330 and encodes 414 amino acids.